Alternaria burnsii is the source of this 726-nucleotide messenger RNA. RefSeq lists its product as uncharacterized. The record is from RefSeq and is a predicted model, not a curated record. Bases 1 to 726 code for a protein of 241 amino acids. The transcript has a single exon. NCBI's taxonomy places the organism in Eukaryota, Fungi, Ascomycota, Dothideomycetes, Pleosporales, Pleosporaceae.
AUGCCAAUAUGCCUACUUUGGUGGACCGAACACGGGAGCCGUUCAGAAUCGCCUGAAGGCUCUGAAUCAAACCCACCGUCUUGGUCUUGGGCAUCUAUUGAAGGCAUGGUGCAUGAUCCCGCAGCAAAACCACAGGCUCUAUGCGAUAUAGAGGAAGUAGCUAGGGUGUUGAACGUUCGCGUCUACCCCAGUACAGACGAUCCUAGAGGCAUGGUAUUUGGGGGCCACAUUACCCUGCGAGCACCAUUACUUUCACUUGAUGGCAUGUGGACGAAAUAUAAGGAAAGGAAAGAUAUGCCACACUGCAUAUUUGGACAAGCCUUCCCUACAUUGCCUACCACUGAAAGUCUUCACAUCAGUUGUGGUCCUGGCUGGGACCGGGAAGAUCAGUGGACUGAAGAGGAUAUCUGUUCUUGUCUGCUCGAUGACACUGUCAACCUUUCAUCUUCACUUCUAGAGGACGGCUCCAACAUACCUCUUUUCUUCUUGGUCAUUCGUACAGCGUACCCAUGGCGGAACUACCGAUCUGCAAACGGUAGACUAGAGCUUCAAGGUUUGCUACUUAAGCCAUUUGAGGCACUUGAAGAGGUUCAUCGAGAACCAGCACAGGCAUUAGAGCAUAAGCUCAUGUUCGUGAGAGUUGGGAUGGGAGUAAUGGAACUAUGUAAGAAGGAUGCAGAGAAAGCACUGAAGCGCUUCGGGGAUACUAUCCUUACCGUUGUUUGA